AUGACUGAGUCAAAAACCGAGAGCUCGCAGCUCGCCGAUGGUAAUCAUAUCCCGAUUAUCGACCUUUCCACUUUAGAUAGUCCAGAUUUCAAUGAGCGACAGAAACUUGCUCAAUCAAUUUAUGAUGCUUGCACUCAGGUUGGCUUCUUUUACAUAAAGCACCAUGGAAUUCCAGAGGACAAAAUAGAUGGCAUACACAACUCCGCAAAGCAGCUCUUCGACCUUCCCGAGGAGCAAAAGAUGAAGUUCUACAUUGGAAACUCCCCCAAAUUCCGCGGCUACAGUCCUAUAGGUGGCGAGAAAUCCACAGGGACAGACGAUGAUCCCAUUUCCGAAGAAGAUGCAGUCAGUGCUCUCUCCGAAGCAUUUGACAUUGGAUACGAAACUGCAAUGGACCCUCAAAAAUCGAAAGAUGACCCUCUUCCUCGCGAUCCUUAUGGAUUGUAUGGAGAUAACCAAUGGCCCGGCCAAAAUUUACUUCCAAACUUCCCAGAGACUUACAUUGAAUAUUGUGCGAUGAUGCUAGAGCUCUGCCGAAAGAUGAUGAGAAUAUUUGCCCUCGCUUUAGGCUUGCCCGAAGAACACUUCGAUUCCAAGACUCGGAACCCAGGGGUCACAUCUAGGAUGAUGCAUUACCCGCCUCAGCCGGUGAAGGAAGAGGUUCGUGAAGGGCUGGGGGCUCAUACGGAUUUCGAAUGCUUCACUAUCCUCUCCCAGGGUAGUGUCCCGGGCCUGCAAGUCCUGAGCCACAGCGGUGAGUGGAUACUGGCACCACCAUUGCCGGGGACAUUGGUCGUCAACAUUGCAGAUUGCUUGUCAAUUUGGACGAAUAAAAAGUUCAAGUCUACUAUUCAUCGCGUGACAAACUUGACCGGACAAGAGCGUUAUUCCAUUCCCUUCUUCUUUGGAGUCGACUAUGAUACAACAGUCUCAGUUCUACCGAACCAUAUUUCGGAUGAAAGACCUGCAUGUAAAGAGCCCUUCAAGGCAGGCGAGUGGGUUCGCGAAAAGCUAUCGAAGGCAUAUGUUGCCUAUGAAGGCUAG
Messenger RNA from Penicillium samsonianum, 1044 nucleotides. RefSeq names its product isopenicillin N synthase family dioxygenase. NCBI's taxonomy places the organism in Eukaryota, Fungi, Ascomycota, Eurotiomycetes, Eurotiales, Aspergillaceae. The record is from RefSeq and is a predicted model, not a curated record. The transcript has 6 exons. Bases 1 to 1044 code for a protein of 347 amino acids. Gene Ontology annotation, molecular function: dioxygenase activity.